Anopheles nili is the source of this 1993-nucleotide messenger RNA. RefSeq names its product signal recognition particle subunit SRP68 (gene Srp68). The transcript is spliced from 2 exons. Gene Ontology annotation, cellular component: signal recognition particle, endoplasmic reticulum targeting. Bases 1 to 1857 code for a protein of 618 amino acids. The record is from RefSeq and is a predicted model, not a curated record. Lineage: Eukaryota; Metazoa; Arthropoda; Insecta; Diptera; Culicidae. Gene Ontology annotation, molecular function: signal recognition particle binding; 7S RNA binding; endoplasmic reticulum signal sequence receptor activity. Gene Ontology annotation, biological process: SRP-dependent cotranslational protein targeting to membrane.
AUGGUUGAGUCGAAAGCAGAGAAGGCGGACGUUGGCCGCGAAGAUGCUGAUUCCCGCAAGGACGAUAUGGAAGUGGACGAAACGGGCGAGGCUCCAGUGAAAGUGUUUACGGUGGAAAUACUGCGUGUCAUUAAGGACAUGCAGCUUCAGCAUGGGCUUCGGCAUGGAGACUACCAACGGUACCGUGGCUAUUGCUCGCGGCGUGUCAAGCGACUCCGCAAGACGCUCAAUCUGCCCCAAGGAGACCGCCGGCACUACAAAAAGCGCAACGUGUCGGCUGCACACCUGGAAAAGCCGGAUUCCGACGAACGGUUCCUGCACAUUCCGCUCAUGCUGGCCGAACGCACGUGGUCGUACGCGAUGCAGCUGAGGCAGGAGUCGAACACCGAACCGCGCAAGCGGUUCCAUUUGAUCGAGAAGCUCCGCAAGUCAUGCUCGUAUGCGUUGCAGCUGCAGGACUUGUGCACUUCGGAUCGCUGUGACGCACGCACGAAGCUGGAGGCUGAAGCAUACUCCGCCUGGAUUCACGGUUCGUUGCAUUUCGAGCUGGCGUUGUGGAAGUCAGCCGCCGAGAACCUGAAGAAAGCGCAGGUAAUCUACGAAAACCUCGCCCAAGCCAUGCCGGAAGAGGAGCAGACCGUUUACCGGGCGAAGGUGGAAGAAUUGAAGCCGAGUCUGCGCUACUGCGCGUACAACGUGGGUGAGAACGCGUCGGUGAACGAUUUGCUGGAGAUGCGUGGCCAGGCGGGACUGCUGGGCGACCUGAGCCAUCUGGUCGCGCAGACGAAGGCGGAAAGCAUGGAAGCGUUCCAGAUGACCGAAUGGCGAGGCCGCAGCGUGACAGUACGCCCAGAGAAGGUCCGGCUGUUCCUGCUCAGCAUCCAGGAGCUGAGCAAGAGCAUCGAAAAGGCGAAAGAUUUCCCGGCCAAAAUCGAGCUGCUGGAGAACGUGCUGCUCGACUGCAAGGACGCGAUCGCUGCCAUUAAGGAGGAGAUCAAACAGGACCCGAAGCUGCGUCAGAACCCGGCCGAGGGCGGUACGGGUGCAUUGAUCGGAAUUCAGUAUCUGUUGGCGUACAUGUCGUACACGCGGUUGAAGCUGACCCUUGAGCGCAAUUUGUUGCUCGUAGGCCAGGCGAAGUUGACACUUGACGACCCAAACGUGGCCGAGAAGAGCCAGCUGGCCGCCGGUGGGGGUAAGAAAACGAAACCCCAGGACCUGUCGCGCUUGUACGAGAUCAUUCUGCAGAACGUGACAGAAAUGCAGCAACUCACUGGCAUGGAAAGCGAUGCAUCGUACCAGUCGGAAAUGGAGACCAUCUCGCUGUCGUUCCGUGCGUUCCGUUGCUAUUACAUCGCGAUCACGCUUGUCGCCAUGAAGCGCUGGCGCGAAGCCGUGGCCAUGUACGAGCGCUCGAAAAAGUACGCCAACGAGGCCGCCAGCGCCAAGGUGGCCAGCAGUGAUUUCGAUCUGCGCCCGGAACUAAAACAGCUCGUCGCCACGAUCGAGGGUUGCAAGUUCUCCGCCCAUGCGUACAGCGUGCUGGAGGACGACAACGCGGACGAUACGGUGCUGUUCGGCAAGAGCCAGAAAUCCUCGAAGCCACUGUACGAGCGGCUUUCCCACUACAAGGAGGACGCGUCGCUGAAUUCGCGCAACCCGAACGUGUUCAAGCUGAUCCCCGAGAUGGAACCGAUUCCAGCCAAACCGUUGUUCUUCGAUUUGGCGCUCAACUUUGUCGAGUUUCCGUCGCUCGAGGACAAGAUAGAGCAGAAGGUCGCCGGCAAGGGUGCGACGGCGGGAAUGUCCGGUUUCGUGAAAGGGCUUUUCGGUUGGGGCGGAGGCGCCGGCAAGUAAUGCAGCCCAGUGAGGGGAAGGUUGCCUUAUUUGUUUUCGUUGGACUUUGUUUUUUUUCCUUUUUUUUAAUUACUCACACCACAAUAGUAUCCUGGCGUGGUUGAAGCGAACUAUCAAUAAAUAACGAUAUCCACGU